Messenger RNA from Ostrea edulis (European flat oyster), 3027 nucleotides. Its product is annotated as vacuolar protein sorting-associated protein 11 homolog. Bases 38 to 2800 code for a protein of 920 amino acids. Gene Ontology annotation, cellular component: endosome; HOPS complex. Gene Ontology annotation, molecular function: protein-macromolecule adaptor activity; protein binding. The transcript has 29 exons. NCBI's taxonomy places the organism in Eukaryota, Metazoa, Mollusca, Bivalvia, Ostreida, Ostreidae. Gene Ontology annotation, biological process: intracellular protein transport; vacuole organization; organelle fusion. The record is from RefSeq and is a predicted model, not a curated record.
AUGUAAACAGUGCCGAAUCACGUGACAAUCUAGAAAGAUGGCCUUCCUGCAAUGGAGAAGAUUCAACUUUUUUGACAAGGAGGUUCUGAAAGACAUUGAUACGGACCAGGUGUAUGACAAGUUAAAGGAUGUUAAUAUCUCGGCCUGUGUGAGUGGGCGGGGACAGCUGAUUGUGGGAGACCAUGAGGGCUAUAUGUACCUAAUCAACAAACAGCUCAGCCUGAAUAUGUUCAAGGCCUAUGAGAUACGAGUGUCCCACCUGUACCAAAUGAAGCAGCAUAAUCUUCUGGUCUCCAUAGGGGAAGAUGAACAAGGCAUUAACCCACUGAUUAAAGUCUGGAAUCUGGAUAAGAUGGAAAAAGGGGGACCACUGUGUACGAGAAUAAGCAGGGCUAUACCUAACAAUAAGGCCACACCUGUCACUUGUUUAGUUGUGCAUGAAAAUUUGAAUUGGAUGGCUGUCGGGUUUGAGAAUGGAAGUGUUGUUCUGUUUAAAGGAGAUGUCACGAGAGACAGACACAACAAGUCCAGACUCCUCCAUGAGAGUCCUAAACCAGUGACAGCCAUCGAGUUUAAGACCCAGGGGAAGAAUAUUUUCCUGUUUGUGGUAACAGAAGCCAGUGUUACAUCUAUCAAUAUCUCAGGCAAGCAGGAUGUCAAGAACUCAAUAGAGCAGUUUGGUGGAAAGCUGGGAUGUGUCGUGAUGAGUGACCACAGUCAGGACAAUCAGCUGGUAGUAGCCAGGCCGGACGCUGUGUAUUUCUACCAGACGGACAGCAGGGGACCGUGUCUGGCCUUUGAAGGGGAGAAAUUAAGACUGCACUGGUUUAGAAACUAUCUGAUUGUGGUUGGGAAGGAAGACAAAGCUCUACCCAGACCUGUUCAGAUAGGUGGCCAGACAAUGGAGAUGAACAUUGUGACAGUGUAUGACAUACAGAACAAAUUCAUCGCAUACUCCGCCCCCUUCCCUGAUGUCCUCGACGUCCUGUCAGAGUGGGGCAGUGUGUACAUUCUAGGAGGGGAUAGAAAGAUAUACCAGCUGCAGGAGAAAGAUACUCAGACCAAAUUAGAAAUGUUGUUCAAGAAAAAUAACUACACACUUGCCAUCAGUCUUGCCAAGAGCCAGCACUAUGACCAGGAGGGCUUGAUAGACAUUUUUACGCAAUAUGGGGAUCACUUGUACAGUAAGGGGGAUCAUGAUGGCGCCAUAGACCAGUAUAUAAAGACGAUAGGCAAGCUAGAGGCAUCCUACGUUAUACGCAAGUUUUUAGAUGCCCAGAGAAUCCACAAUUUGACGAAAUACUUACAAGCUCUGCACAAACAGCAGCAGGCUACAGAGGAACAUACCACACUCCUCCUGAACUGUUACACCAAGCUUAAAGACGUCAACAAGCUGGAUGAGUUCAUCAUGACGAAGGAUAGAGAGGUAGACUUUGAUGUGGAGACAGCCAUUCGAGUGUGUCGACAGGCAGGAUACUUUGAGCAUGCUAUCUUCUUGGCAGAGAAGCAUGGUAAACACGAGUGGUAUCUGAGAAUCCAGCUGGAGGACAUCAAACAGUAUCAAAAGGCUCUGGAAUACAUAGGCAAACUGGAAUUCAUUGAAGCAGAUGAAAAUGUAAGGAAGUAUGGAAAAGUGUUGAUGGCAGAAGUUCCCCAGCAAACGACGGAACUGUUGAAGAGACUGUGCACGGACUACAGACCAACUGACAAGCCACUUAUUGACCAAACUGUCAUGGAUGGUGGCAUAGCGAGAAUAGAGAGGGCACCUGCUGAGAAUUUUAUCCACAUUUUUGUUAACAACUCGGAGAAAUUAACAGAGUUUCUGGAACACAUGAUUAAGGUUCAACCCAACUCUCCAAGUCUGCUGUACAACACACUGCUAGAGUUGUAUCUACAUGAUAUUGUGCACGAAAAAGAUAGCACGAGAAAGACGGAGCGAGUGAGGAAGACGGAUGAGCUUCUGAAGAAUCCAGAUGCAAGAUAUGACCUUGACCAGGCCAUGGUUCUGUGUCAGAUGAAUGACUUCAAGGCCGGCAUUCUGUACCUGUAUGAAAAAGCUCACCUUUACCAACAGAUCUUGAGGUAUCACAUGGAACAUGAUGACUUCGUACAUGUUAUAGAGACCUGUAAAAAGUUUGGACAGCAGGACUCCAAUCUCUGGGUACAAGCUUUAUCAUACUUCGCCAGGAAAGAAGACAAUUGUAAGCCACAGCUAAUGGAGGUGUUGUCCCAAAUUGACAAGAAGAAUCUUCUGCCCCCAUUACUAGUGAUACAGACGCUGGCCCAUAAUUCCACCGCCACAUUGUCCGUUGUCAAGGACUACAUAAUUCGAAGACUUCAGAUGGAAAAUGAUCAAAUUGCAGAAGAUGAGAGGUUGAUAAAGCAGUACAGGGAAGAUACUGAUAAAAAGCGGGCACAGAUUGAGGAGCUGAAAACAACAGCCAAAGUGUUUCAGGCCUCAAAAUGUAACAUCUGUAACCAUCCUCUGGAGCUCCCAUCUGUUCACUUCCUGUGUGAACCGCAUUCCUAUCAUCAACACUGUUUUGAGAGUUAUGCAGAAAACGACUCGGAGUGUCCUGUCUGUGCUGCAGAAAAUAGGAAAAUCAUGGACAUUAUAAGGGCACAGGAACAAAGCAAAGAUCUUCACGAGCAAUUCCACAAUCAGUUACAAAGAUCUCAAGAUGGCUUUUCUGUUGUUGCUGAUUACUUUGGAAGAGGAGUAUUCAAUAAGGUCACCCUCAUCACAGACUCGCCAGCGAGGCAGCCCACCAAGACCCAACCCACCAGUAGAUUCGUGUAAAUAACACAAUUUCCUGGAUCAGUCGAGAAUAUUGUAUCCACACACCCUGCCUUAGUGCAGAUAGUGCAGAUACACACUGCCAUAGUGGAGAAUUUACAUAACAACCAGGAGAUGUGGGGUAACUUCCUUCAAGGACACAAAACAUUUCCAAGAACAAUUCUGUGAUUAUAUAGUGCAAUAUUGUUUCAGAUGCUCUAUGUGAAUUAAAUUGUUAACAUUUUUAAAAA